This is a messenger RNA of Neodiprion virginianus, 3119 nucleotides long. It is a transcript of the gene Tdrd3, whose product is annotated as tudor domain-containing protein 3. The record is from RefSeq and is a predicted model, not a curated record. Gene Ontology annotation, molecular function: protein binding. The coding region runs from base 237 to 2387 and encodes 716 amino acids. Gene Ontology annotation, cellular component: nucleus. NCBI's taxonomy places the organism in Eukaryota, Metazoa, Arthropoda, Insecta, Hymenoptera, Diprionidae. The transcript is spliced from 11 exons.
AGCAUAAUCUAUGGCCAUCCAAAAUGGCCGACACGCAUCUGCCGUGUCCUGACCACGGUUAGCUGUUUCGGUUUUAGUGUAGUCAAGUGCUGUAAUAAUAAAAAUGAAUAACUAAUGUAAACAAUUCCCAAACUUAAAUAAAACACUUUGAUCAUCCCGGCACAUCACUUCACAUCCAACCAUCAAAUAAUUCCCCUUGAAAAUAUUUCGGCGAGUCGUCUAACGACCUGGCAGAAAUGGAUGAACUUCGUGCACAGGGCUGGUAUCUGUCAGACGAAGGUUACAACCUCUUGGGAGAUACCAGAGACGUACAAAAAAUAAUCAAAAAGGCUUUAGAUUAUGAUCUUAAGGAAAUUAGCAGUGGCCAAGGAGACUUAACUCAGGGAAAUGUUGUGUGGCAAAUACAAAAGUUGCGUAAUGUAGCGGCACCAAAAGGUAACGAGGAAUCUCGAUCAACUCCGCGUUUGUUAAAACUCUCUCUAACAGAUGGACAAAACAAUUUUCAAGCUAUAGAAAUUGAACCAAUAUCUUCCCUGAGCAUCAAUACACCACCAGGUACAAAAUUAUUGAUGAAAAAAGGUGUGUUGUCAAUAUCUCAUGGUAUUAUCUUACUAAAACCAUCGCACAUCUUUUCUGUACUUGGAGGAAAAGUACCUAGUCUCGUGGAAAAAUGGGAAAUGAACAAAAAAUUAGCUCAACAUACCCGAGUCAGGCCAGCAGAAGAGGGUGGUCCACCACCGUGGAUUCCAUUUGGUAAAAAAAUCAUAAAAAUCUCUGAACAAGAUAAGAACUUCAAGGCUCUUGCUGAUAAGGAAAGGGCAUCAAAAGAGAAUGCUGAAUUUGAAGCGCAAAGGAAAGAUGCUAUUGCUGAGGCUGCUAAACAGGGAAGUAAAAAAGUAUUUGGAGGUGGAAAUAAACAGCUUUUGGAUCAUAGUGUACAGAGGAUUGUUGAUCAAGGGUAUUCGAUUGAACAGGCCGAGUAUGCUUUAAAGCUAAGUCGAAACAAUGUUGAUCGUGCAUUACGGAGUCUACAGCGUAACGAUAACAGAUAUAAUAAAGAGCCUGGAGAUUCUACCAGCGCUAGGGAGGUCAGAGAGCCAAAGGGAAAACGAUUUGAGAAAAAAGUAGAAGAUGGAAAACCCAGCAGUGGUAGAGUGUCUUUGUUUGAUUUCCUUGAAGACAAGCUUCCUGCCCAAACUGAUUUACCAGAAGAAACCAAGCCCCAAGGAACAAAUGAUUUUUACACUAGUAAAGGACCCCAUGAUCGAUUUGAAUCAAGAAGUACCGAUCAAAUCGGGAGAGGUGGAAGAAAUCCAAGGGGAGGACGAUCUUAUCAGCCUGCACCACGAUAUUCAGAAGAAGUGAAAUCUAGUAAGCCGAAGCUAAGUAAAGCUAACUCUGCAGCAGUCCAAUAUCCGCAAUAUAAUUCUGCAAAUACUUCUUCCAAUCAAAGGAAACCACCUAGGUUUCAAAAAUCACAAGAAAAUUCUACCGCUACUUUCCAGCAUGAAAAUAAUUACAAAAUGGGCUUUAAUAAAAGUUCCCAUUUUCCUGACAGCAAAAAUGGUAUUGCUCCUCCUCGUUUAGAAAGUUCCAGUGAGAACGGUAACAAUAGAAAUCGACUUGAACAGCAAGGAAAUAACUACAACAAUAAUAGACAGCAGAACCAUUAUCAAGCAGAACCGAAACCUAGAGAGAAACAAGAUCAUAAUCCGUAUAACCCUAAUGUACAUAAUCGAACAAACACGAUUUAUCAAACCCAUAAAAAUACUUCUAUAGAGAGCUAUCAAAAUCCGAAUGGGAGUUCAAGUGAACAAAAUUACCGAAAUCGUCAAAACAGAAACCUGCCUACUGUAUCUAAUGGGCGAUACAACAGUAAAGAGACUGGUAGUUUGAAUGAGCAAAAAGGUGGUGGCAAUAAUAAUAAUCAAUUAGCUAUCCCUCAAGCUGAAGGUAUGUGGGUUUGGCAGCCUGGUGACAAAUGCAUGGCCAAAUAUUGGGAAGACAACAGGUAUUACAACGCAGAGGUCACAGCAGUUUCACAUAGGACUUGCGUGGUGCUAUUCAAGGAUUUUAACAAUUUUGAAGAAGUGUUACAAGCCGACUGUAUACCAAUCACGAUCGAGGAUGGUCCCAUUCUGCAAGAUGGUAGUCGAGACUUUAAACAGCAUGUACAACGUGGUGAAAAUCGUCAGCAACGCAACAAUCAAGGCAAUCAUAUAACUACAGGAAUGGAGUUCCGAAGAGGGGGUGGAGGUAGUGGAACUGGUACCAGAGGCUACAACAGAAGGUCGCAGCAUCGCAGUACUCGACCUAUAUAUCAGCCGCCAGGUCAACGUAAUCACUCGCCAAGUCGGGCACAAAAGGAUACGAAUUCAGCUUCUUAACAUAGUAUUGGUAGCCUCGAUUAAAUUUAUUAAUGCAAAUAUUAAUUAUGCAAACUUUUAGAAAAACAAAAUACUUCAAAGCUGUCAUAUAAUUAACCAAAGACUGACUCAGCUAGCAGCAGCCGCAAUCUGCAACAUUGUCUCAUGACAGCGCAUUACUAAGAGCGUUGUGUAACGUGUAUUGAUAUAAUUUAAUCGAAUAAUACUUUCAUUUGUUGGAGGGUAUAAGUUUAUGCCUAAAGCUUGCACAUUAAUCAUGAAUCUAAAAUAUUCUGACUCUUACCCUCAUCGAAUAUAGCUAUAAGAAGAAUGAAGAUAAGAAUCUAAAAUAUUAAUGCAGUCGAAUCUCCUUGUAAGCAACACGUGUGCCAGAGUCCCAUUUUCGCGUGCGAUUCUAUAAUUCAUGCAAAGAAAGAGUACAGGAGCUUCAUAAUGAUGCUUGUAACUCGAUUCGACUGUAAUAAGAGGCAGCAUAACGCGAUAAUACAUGUUGAGUAGAAAAUCGUAAACCAGGUGAUAAACUUGAAAAAAGGUAUUAAUUGUACAUUGACUGUGGCUUUAGCAAGAUUUACAUUUAAUUUACAAUCGUAAUAAGCAAGAAUACUUUAAUUUGCGUCUGAUGUAUCUUUCGUAUUAACAGUAAUAUUUAUAAUUUUACCAACUAUGAAGAAGCGAUAACUCUGUACCUUGUAUACCUUCCUAACACAGUAAUAAAAUUAAUAAUGUAAGAAA